Molecule: messenger RNA, 527 nt
Organism: Dioscorea cayenensis subsp. rotundata (Guinea yam)
Lineage: Eukaryota; Viridiplantae; Streptophyta; Magnoliopsida; Dioscoreales; Dioscoreaceae
Product: small EDRK-rich factor 2-like
Exons: 3
Coding region: 149-352 (67 amino acids)
Source: RefSeq, a predicted model, not a curated record
CACCUUUGAAACCAAGACCUCCAUUAUUAUUUCUCUAUAUUAUAUAUAUAUAUAUAUAUAUCCAUCUCGUCUUUCCCUCUUCGUCUCGCCUCUCGUUGUUCCCAGAUCUUGAUCCCAGUUCCAACUAGGGAGACAUCCAGAGGAGAAGAUGACUCGCGGUAACCAGAGAGACCGAGAUCGCGAGAGGGCGCAAGCUCGGAAGCCGCAGGCCAAGGGAAAAGACGAUGGCCUCACCCCCGAGCAACGACGCGAGAGGGAUGCGAAGGCGCUGCAGGAGAAGGCGGCAAAGAAGGCUGGACAGGCGUCGGCGGCUGGGGGUGACACCAAGAACAAAGGCACUGCGAAGAAGUAGAGGAUCAUAUGCAGAUGAGCGUUCUUUAUUUCAUUAUUAACUCUAUUGAUCUGUUCUUGCGGUUUCUCUUUCUGUGUUUUAUAAAUUAUGGUGUUCUGUUUGGAUCUUUUGAGUUGGUGGUGGUGAUUGGGAUUUCAGGACUAAUAAAAAUGUUAUCUUUGGCCUUAAAAUUUCA